AUUGUAUGUCAAAAAAUUUAAAAAUGAAAGAAAACAAAAAUGUAUAAAAAACUUAAAUCAUAGAAAUAACACCAAUGUUAUUAGUUACUCUUAUAUACUUUAAAAAUGCCUCGAAAGCGGAAAUCUGCGCUAUCAAGAAAUUCUUCGUCGGUCCGUAAAGAUAAAGUUGCACAAAAUCAAGAAUCUGAAGUUCACGCAGAGCUGAGAAGACAACAGCAAACAGAGCGACAACGUGUUUUGAGAGCAGCUGAAACUUUUCAUCAGACACGAGUACGUUCAGAAAGACAAGCUAAGCAGCAGGAAGCUAGAAAAACGACGGAAAGAAUUCAUGACGCAGAACUAAGGACCACGCCUCGUCGAAAUUUCAUGACUAAGGAUUGGUCUGUAUUUAAUGGUACUGGUUUUCAAUAUGAUCCUUUAGUUGAAUAUUCUAAUCAUCCCUUAAUUGUUCUUGGCUCAAUGGAUAAAAAAUGUCAGCAUUGUAAUGCUUUUAAAUGGAAAGACGAAACUGCUGGAAUGUGCUGCAGCACUGUGUCACAGCUGAGUCAAAACGAUUUCUAAGUAAAAUAAGGAAGUAUAACUCUUGCUUUAAAAUGACAUCCUUCGGAGUUGAUAAAGUGAUAAGAAUGCCUGGAUUUUCACCAACCUUUACUGUAUAAGGACAAAUAUAUCAUCAAAUUGAGACAUAGUAUUACGAGCACAUAAUAAUGCGUUUAAGCGCGUAGCCGAUACUGAUAAAUUUUAUGGCGCUUCGCAGUAUCCAUUAAUUUUCAGUAAAGGUGAAACAGGAUAUCAUUUCAAUAUUUCAGUCAUCAAUCCGACAACGAACGAGCCACUUUCAAAUAAAAAAAGUUUCCUGUAUGGACUUUUAUGCGUAUUAUAUGAUGCUUCGAGAACAUGACUCCAAUCUUCUUCUGCGUACAAGGCAUCUCUUCACUCAAUUUUUAGUAGAUAUGUAUAUUAAAGCAGAGAGUCUUCGUCUUCGUUACAUUUCUCUAAAUCAGAAAAAAUUACGAGCUGAAAAUUACAUACAUCUACACGAUGCGAUUAACGCAAAUGACAAUAUUAGACCUAAUGACAUUGGCAAAAUGGUUAUUCUGCCGUCCAAUAUUGUGAACAGUCCCAGUUAUCUGCAUGAGUACACUCAAGACGCAUUUACUUAUGUA
Bactrocera oleae (olive fruit fly) is the source of this 1166-nucleotide messenger RNA. NCBI's taxonomy places the organism in Eukaryota, Metazoa, Arthropoda, Insecta, Diptera, Tephritidae. The record is from RefSeq and is a predicted model, not a curated record.